Messenger RNA from Eutrema salsugineum, 1155 nucleotides. RefSeq lists its product as uncharacterized. Bases 1 to 1155 code for a protein of 384 amino acids. The transcript has 6 exons. The record is from RefSeq and is a predicted model, not a curated record. NCBI's taxonomy places the organism in Eukaryota, Viridiplantae, Streptophyta, Magnoliopsida, Brassicales, Brassicaceae.
AUGAUUGUCAGCUACACAGAGUAUAGGGCAACACAUGGCUACACAUCCGAAAUUGUUUUGUGGAAUAUAUUGAAGUUUAAGGAAAAGAAAACGAACUCUCAGCUUAAAAACAUAAGCCUGAACCGUAAACAACCGGAGGAUUCCAUCAACAGAAGCUUCCAUGGAAUUGAGGCUAUUGUUAAAGAGGAUCUUGUUAGAAUUGAAGCGUACCUUCUUUUACUCCAAAAUUUGAUAGACAACCUGAAUAAGCCUUGUAAUCAUGACAUCAGCAUUCGUUUCAUUAAAAAUCUCAGGAUACGAUGGAGCAGUGCCUUGAACUUAAAUUGCAAGUCUUCGAAUGGUCUAAGCCUUGCGAGUAUAUUUCAGCGUAAAAAAUCUCCAACAUUCUUCCAAGUUAAUAAUAUGAUGUUUGAGCUUCAUAUGAUACUAUUUAUCUACGCUCUAAAGCUCAGGGAGAAAGCAAUGGUGUUAAUCUCCACAGAUAUGGUUGGAUCCACAAAGGCUUAUAGAGAAGCCGCUGGUGUUUUUGACUAUCUAUGUAAGAUACGUCACCCUGAUUAUUCACCUUGGGUGCCUAUCGAGAAGCUUCCCGAAUUAACAUCCUCGGUUUGCUCCUCUUUGAGUCUCCUCUGUUUAGCAGAAGGACAGGCUGUGACGGCAAGUAAGGCCAAAGAAAAGGGGACGAGUGCAAGUCUACUGGCAAAACUCCAUUACGGUGUCUCGCAAUUUGUUGAUGAAGCUAAUGCUUCUCUCUUAUCAAAAACCAGCAUUCAAGUUAAAGAGCUCUCGUCCUGCUUUUUGGAUUAUGUAUCGACAUUGGGAGCUUUACACGAGCUAAAGAGCGGAAAACACUUAGCGGAAAGCUUGGAAUCAGAAGGGCAAGUAGGGGAAGCCAUCGGGGUCUUGCGCCGUGCAUUGGCCAGAGCGAAAAAGACGACUCAAUUCCGGGAUGACUCGUGGAAAUCGAUCUUCAAUAAAGAGAGAGAGGAAGUGACUACAAUGAUGAAAAAGUACGAAAGAUUAAACAAAUCCAUGAUGCUUCAACGUAUCCCUUUAGAUGCUGAAUUGCCUACUCUUCAAGGUGACAUGAUUGUAAAGCUAAUCCCUUACCUUGCCACCAAAAGAGGGAAAGAACUUAACUUUGAGUUCCCGUAA